CUACCUUUGAUCGCCCAGAAAUCGAGACAACUCGGUCGCGAUUGCCUCUUGACAGUUCAAUUUUCCUCCUUCCAUAACAUCAUCAGUGCCAAAUGACAACAACGGCGAAACCGACUACUCACUAUCUCCGAAAGGAUUCAGGCAUCGAACUCGAUGACAGAUACGAAAAGACGUCCUUCCUCUCCCUUCCAGCCGAGAUAAGAACUCAAAUCUGGAAACUCGUCUUUGAUCCAGAACAAAGCUAUCAGGAUGCCUUUUCAUGUUCGAAAUGUGUCGAUUCACCUUCAGCUCUUCAAGAAGAUUACUGGGCAUCGAUAUACUUGCAACCACUACUCACAUGUCGCCAAUUCUAUCAAGACGCACAUCUCCUCGCUUUCUCGCGAACAACAUUUGUGAUUCGAAACCCAUACACUGUUCUUGAUAUUUCAGGUCGUAUGAACUCGACUCUACGUCCCGCUCAGAUUUCCUCUCUUCGAAGUGUUGCGAUUAUCUCCGAAGCACGUCACUUUCGUCAAAUGCAUCAUUGGAAGAACCAUGCGUUUGGCAUACCUGCACUUCGACUUGACGAUAUGACAAUUAUUCUGCAUCGGUCUUCGUAUUGGCACUACCUUUUCGACUUCAAUGUCAUGAUGACGCAGAUGCUGAGAGACUUUAGCGGUGUCAAGAAGAUCUGCUUUGUGAGGAAUCAUGCGAGAGUGAAGCCUCACUUUCACACUUGGUUCAAUCGAUUUGUGGGGGCGAUGAUGAGACUUGACAGAGUGGAGAGGUUUGGAAGGAGAGAUUGUAAGGCCGAGAAGACGUGGUGGGAGUGGUCAUUUGAUGGAACCAAGCAGGCUGCGACCUUGGUAAAGGUGCCGAGUAAAGAUGCUGGUUUGGACGUUGAGGCGUAUGAUGAGCAUAUGGCGCCCAUGAUGGAGUGGCUGAAGAGGAGUAUGGAGGUGGAGGAGUACGAUCCGGAUCCAAUGUCGAGAUUAGGGUUUGUUUGAAGCUUGCACGUAUUCUAGCUAGCAUUUGAUUAAUUGUUAUCGUAAUUUCAUGUCAAUGGCGUAAGUCAUUGAACAUGGUUGUUACUGGAUGGUUGUAUACUGUAACAAGAUGUUCAAUCCAUACCUUGUUCGAGCUUGGUGGUUUGAUAGGCA
Molecule: messenger RNA, 1139 nt
Organism: Aureobasidium subglaciale EXF-2481
Lineage: Eukaryota; Fungi; Ascomycota; Dothideomycetes; Dothideales; Saccotheciaceae
Exons: 1
Coding region: 93-986 (297 amino acids)
Source: RefSeq, a predicted model, not a curated record